Messenger RNA from Paramecium primaurelia, 5824 nucleotides. NCBI's taxonomy places the organism in Eukaryota, Ciliophora, Oligohymenophorea, Peniculida, Parameciidae. The record is from the annotation of a GenBank genome assembly.
UGUAAACAAAUCAUUUAUAUUAAAUAUCGAAAGUGAUGUAAUAAAAGGAAUUCGAAGAAACUAUAGAAGAAGUCAAAACCAUAAAGGCAAUCACACCAAAGGUAGUGUCAAUGUGUAAAUUUUAUAAUAGGAAAUUAAAAAGAUUGUACGACCAUAGUUUGAAGCAAACCCAGAGUUGUUCUACCCAACCAAGGUUUUUGAUAAAUUUGGGUUUAGUAGAUGCAAAUGUCCAAAAUGUGGUGCAUAUUUUUGGAGACAUACAGAUAAAAAGACUACAUGUGGAGAUUCAAAGUAAUAGAAGAAUUCAAUAAAUUUUUAGUUGUGAAGGAAAAUAUUCUUUUAUUGGUGUAGGUACUGGUAAAGGGGCAAAAGGAAAUAAAAUAACAUAUGCUGAUGCUUGGAAUGGAUUCAAGAAAUCUUUAACAAGUGCAAGAGUACCAUGCACAGCAAUUGAUAGAUAUCCAGUUGUGGCAAGAUGGAGAAAUGAUGUUGAUUAUGUAGCAGCAGGAAUCUAUUGUUUCUAACCAUUUUGUGUAACAGGUGAAAUGGAUCCACCAGCAAAUCCAUUAAUUUGUCCAUAAUUUUGUGUUAGAUUUAAUGAUCUAGACAAUAUUGGUUUAACAGGUAGACAUUAUUCAGGAUUUAUAAUGCUUGGUAUAUAGACAUUCAAUUAUCCUGAUAAAUAUGUAUUCUUUAAAGAAGAAUGUGUUGAAUUUAAUUAUAGAUGGUUGACUGAAGAAUUAGAAAUUAAUCCAGAUGAUAUUACAUUUAUUGAGGAUGUUUGGGCAGGUGGUGGAAAUCUAGGUCCAUCAGUAGAAUACUUUGUAAAUGGAUUAGAAGUAGGAAAUAUGGUAUUUAUGUAAUAUAAAUAUUUCCAUGAUGGAUCAUAUGAAGAAUUACCUAUUAAAAUUAUAGAUACUGGAAUUGGAUUAGAACGUAUACCUUGGUUAGUAAAUGGUUCACCAACAAGUUAUUUUGAUGUAUUUGCUGGAGCAUUUGCAUUUUUGGCAUAAAAAUUAUAAGUUGAAUAUUCAAAUGAUGUUUGGAAAGCAUUUGGACCAUAUAGUUGUUUAUUGAAUGUUGAUGAGGUUGAAAAUGUUGAUAAGACAUGGGAAUUCAUAUCAUCAUAAAUUGGAUAUGAUGUUUAAACUAUAAAGAGAGAAAUUGAAUAAUUAAAAGAUAUGUAUAUCAUUUUAGAUCAUACACGUACUGUUAUGAUGGUAGUAACUGAUGGAUCAUUACCAUCUAAUGUUGGUGGUGGUUCUAAUAUUAGAAAUAUUAUUAGAAGAGUAUUUGCUGUUUUGAAGAAGAAUAAUUGGUGGGAUAAAUUAGGAAUGGAUGGAUUAUUAUAAUUAUUUUAAGAACAUAAAAAUGAUUUGGCUAAACUUUAUGGUCCAUUUGGUGAAUAUAAGAGUUUUGAUUAAAUUAUUAAAUAAGAAUAUGAAAGAUGGGCUAAAACAGAUGAUGAUAAGAAAGUUAAAUUAGAAAAAUUAUUAAAAUAAAAGAAUAAUUAAUUAAGUAUUGAUGAUUGGAUAUUUGCUAUGAGUACACAUGGCAUACCAGCUGAUACUAUUAGUCAAAUUAGUNCCAACCAAGGUUUUUGAUAAAUUUGGGUUUAGUAGAUGCAAAUGUCCAAAAUGUGGUGCAUAUUUUUGGAGACAUACAGAUAAAAAGACUACAUGUGGAGAUUCAAAGUAAUAGAAGAAAUCAAUAAAUUUUUUAGUUGUGAAGGAAAAUAUUCUUUUAUUGGUGUAGGUACUGGUAAAGGGGCAAAAGGAAAUAAAAUAACAUAUGCUGAUGCUUGGAAUGGAUUCAAGAAAUCUUUAACAAGUGCAAGAGUACCAUGCACAGCAAUUGAUAGAUAUCCAGUUGUGGCAAGAUGGAGAAAUGAUGUUGAUUAUGUAGCAGCAGGAAUCUAUUGUUUCUAACCAUUUUGUGUAACAGGUGAAAUGGAUCCACCAGCAAAUCCAUUAAUUUGUCCAUAAUUUUGUGUUAGAUUUAAUGAUCUAGACAAUAUUGGUUUAACAGGUAGACAUUAUUCAGGAUUUAUAAUGCUUGGUAUAUAGACAUUCAAUUAUCCUGAUAAAUAUGUAUUCUUUAAAGAAGAAUGUGUUGAAUUUAAUUAUAGAUGGUUGACUGAAGAAUUAGAAAUUAAUCCAGAUGAUAUUACAUUUAUUGAGGAUGUUUGGGCAGGUGGUGGAAAUCUAGGUCCAUCAGUAGAAUACUUUGUAAAUGGAUUAGAAGUAGGAAAUAUGGUAUUUAUGUAAUAUAAAUAUUUCCAUGAUGGAUCAUAUGAAGAAUUACCUAUUAAAAUUAUAGAUACUGGAAUUGGAUUAGAACGUAUACCUUGGUUAGUAAAUGGUUCACCAACAAGUUAUUUUGAUGUAUUUGCUGGAGCAUUUGCAUUUUUGGCAUAAAAAUUAUAAGUUGAAUAUUCAAAUGAUGUUUGGAAAGCAUUUGGACCAUAUAGUUGUUUAUUGAAUGUUGAUGAGGUUGAAAAUGUUGAUAAGACAUGGGAAUUUAUAUCAUCAUAAAUUGGAUAUGAUGUUUAAACUAUAAAGAGAGAAAUUGAAUAAUUAAAAGAUAUGUAUAUCAUUUUAGAUCAUACACGUACUGUUAUGAUGGUAGUAACUGAUGGAUCAUUACCAUCUAAUGUUGGUGGUGGUUCUAAUAUUAGAAAUAUUCAUUAGAAGAGUAUUUGCUGUUUUGAAGAAGAAUAAUUGGUGGGAUAAAUUAGGAAUGGAUGGAUUAUUAUAAUUAUUUUAAGAACAUAAAAAUGAUUUGGCUAAACUUUAUGGUCCAUUUGGUGAAUAUAAGAGUUUUGAUUAAAUUAUUAAAUAAGAAUAUGAAAGAUGGGCAAAAACAGAUGAUGAUAAGAAAGUUAAAUUAGAAAAAUUAUUAAAAUAAAAGAAUAAUUAAUUAAGUAUUGAUGAUUGGAUAUUUGCUAUGAGUACACAUGGAAUACCAGCUGAUACUAUUAGUCAAAUUAGUAAAUUACCAAUCCCUGGUAAUUUAUAUGCUGAAUUGGCAGAUAGAGCAGCUAGAAUUACUAAAGCACCUGAAGCUAUUCUUUAUAACACAGUACAUAUACCAGAAACUACUAAUUUAUAUUAUCAAACACCUAAAGAUGGUAAAUUCUAAGCUAAAAUUGUUACUAUAUUUAGUAAUGUUUAAUAAUAGAAUCUUCCUAAUAUAGUGAUUUUGAAUUAAUCUGCAUUUUAUCCAUUUGGUGGUGGAUAAGAAAAUGAUUAAGGUUGGUUAACUAUUUAAGGAGAAAGAUAUUUUGUUAAUAAUGUUUAGAAAGUAGGAAAGGCUGUGUUACAUAUUUUAGAAAAACCAUUACCAAAUGCAGUUGAUACUUAUGUUGGUUUAGAUGUUUAAGCUGAAAUAGAUUUAGAUAGAAGAUCUAUUUUGAGAAAUCAUCAUACAGCUACUCAUAUUGUAUUCGCAGCAUGUAGAAGAGUACUUGGACCUCAUGUUUGGUAGAAUGGUGCUCAUAAGAGUGUACAUAAUGCACAUCUUGAUAUUACUCAUUUUGCACCUUUAACAAAGGAGUAAGAAUAAGCAAUAGAGAAUGAAGUCAAUAAAAUAAUAUUAUCUGCAAAGUAAAUCAAUAAAGGAUUUAUGAAUAAAGCAGAUGCAGAAAAAGAAUAUGGAUUUAGAUUAUAUUAAGGUGGUAUUGUACCAGGAAAUGAAUUAAGAGUUGUUAAUAUAGAUGGAAUAGAUGUUGAAGCUUGUUGUGGUACCCAUUGUGAUAGCACAUCAGAAGUAGGAUGGGUUAGAAUUCUUAAAACUUAAAAAUUAUAAGAUGGUGUUGUUAGACUUUAUUAUGUUGCUGGAGUUAAGACUAUUGAAGUUUUAAAUUCAGAGGGAGAGAUGAUUAAUUCAUUAGUUAAAUUAUGGUCAAUAUCUAAGAAUUAAUUGGUUGAAGAAGGUAGCAAGAUAUUCUAAGAGAAGAAACAUUAUGAAUCUGCUUAUAAUGUAUCAUAUCAUUAUAAUAAUUAUAUUAGUAACUUAAGGCUGAAUUGAUCAAAUCAUAAAUGAAAUAUGUUAUUGAUGGUCCAAAUUAAAGAACACUUAUUCAAUCAAAUGAAUAAAAUCCAACUGCUUAUUUCAGUGAAAUUGGAAAGUAUAUCCAAUAACUCAAAGAUUCCAAGAAAGGUUUAUUGUUUGUUGCUGACACUUUCAUUUAUGGAGCCUUUGGUGAGAAUAAUUUCAAUGUAGAAGAGUUGAGUAAAUAAAUAGAGGAAGAAGGAUAAUAAUUGAAAAUGAAUAAGUAGAAUAAGAUUAGUGUUAAAGAUGGAAAGGUAUAAUAAAUAUAAUUAUAAAUUAAUAGAAAACUAUCUAAGUUAAUGAUGUGUUAACAUUCUCUAUCUUAGGUAAAUUCAAUAAGAAUAAAGCAACAAAGUAUCUUAAAGAGCAAGGUUUUGCUUAAUUUUGAGAUAAUAUAUAUANUAUUAUCAAACACCUAAAGAUGGUAAAUUCUAAGCUAAAAUUGUUACUAUAUUUAGUAAUGUUUAAUAAUAGAAUCUUCCUAAUAUAGUGAUUUUGAAUUAAUCUGCAUUUUAUCCAUUUGGUGGUGGAUAAGAAAAUGAUUAAGGUUGGUUAACUAUAUAAGGAGAAAGAUAUUUUGUUAAUAAUGUUUAGAAAGUAGGAAAGGCUGUGUUACAUAUUUUAGAAAAACCAUUACCAAAUGCUGUUGAUACUUAUGUUGGUUUAGAUGUUUAAGCUGAAAUAGAUUUAGAUAGAAGAUCUAUUUUGAGAAAUCAUCAUACAGCUACUCAUAUUGUAUUCGCAGCAUGUAGAAGAGUACUUGGACCUCAUGUUUGGUAGAAUGGUGCUCAUAAGAGUGUACAUAAUGCACAUCUUGAUAUUACUCAUUUUGCACCUUUAACAAAGGAGUAAGAAUAAGCAAUAGAGAAUGAAGUCAAUAAAAUAAUAUUAUCUGCAAAGUAAAUCAAUAAAGGAUUUAUGAAUAAAGCAGAUGCAGAAAAAGAAUAUGGAUUUAGAUUAUAUUAAGGUGGUAUUGUACCAGGAAAUGAAUUAAGAGUUGUUAAUAUAGAUGGAAUAGAUGUUGAAGCUUGUUGUGGUACCCAUUGUGAUAGCACAUCAGAAGUAGGAUGGGUUAGAAUUCUUAAAACUUAAAAAUUAUAAGAUGGUGUUGUUAGACUUUAUUAUGUUGCUGGAGUUAAGACUAUUGAAGUUUUAAAUUCAGAAGGAGAGAUGAUUAAUUCAUUAGUUAAAUUAUGGUCAAUUUCUAAGAACUAAUUGGUUGAAGAAGGUAGUAAGAUAUUCUAAGAAAAGAAACAUUAUGAAUCUGCUUAUAAUGUAUCAUAUUUUUAUUAUAAUUAUAUUAGUAACUUAAGGCUGAAUUGAUCAAAUCAUAAAUGAAAUAUGUUAUUGAUGGUCCAAAUUAAAGAACACUUAUUUAAUCAAAUGAAUAAAAUCCAACUGCUUAUUUCAGUGAAAUUGGAAAGUAUAUUCAAUAACUCAAAGAUUCCAAGAAAGGUUUAUUGUUUGUUGCUGACACUUUCAUUUAUGGAGCCUUUGGUGAAAAUAAUUUCAAUGUAGAAGAGUUGAGUAAAUAAAUAGAGGAAGAAGGAUAAUAAUUAAAAAUGAAUAAGUAGAAUAAGAUUAGUGUUAAAGAUGGAAAGGUAUAAUAAAUAUAAUUAUAAAUUAAUAGAAAACUAUCUAAGUUAAUGAUGUAUUAACAUUCUCUAUCUUAGGUAAAUUCAAUAAGAAUAAAGCAACAAAAUAUCUUAAAGAGCAAGGUUUUGCUUAAUUUUGAGAUAAUAUAUAUAAAGAAAGAUAAAUAUAAUCAAAC